UGGGCUGUCAUUUUUAAGUCUAAAGUGUUUAAAUCGGGUGGCUUUGUUUUUGUUUUGUUUUUACUUUCUCUACCCUGGGCUUGGCCCCCAGUUGUUCUCUCAUCCUUGUUUCUGUGGGUACUGACUCUGGCUUCAAAUCUGAAAGGCUCAGUAAGUGGGGUGGCAGGUCCCACCACCUCAUCGCCACAUGUCCCUACACAUCACAAGAGCCCCUGCCCAGUCACAUGCAUUUGCUGGGAUCAAUUGUUGGGCGGCCCUCAGACACAGAAUUCCACACAGGUUUUUAAAUAUGGAAAUGUGAUAUUCUGAUACUAUUUUAUGAAAUUAUAAAAAUUUGAUCAGUGUGUAUCUUUGGUUUUAAUAGCUACUCUGACCUAUGACACUCUCCGAUUUGCCGAGUUUGAAGAUUUCCCGGAGACCUCGGAGCCUGUUUGGAUACUGGGUAGAAAAUAUAGCGUCUUCACAGAAAAGGACGAGAUCUUAUCUGAUGUGGCCUCCAGACUCUGGUUUACAUAUAGGAAGAACUUCCCAGCCAUCGGGGGGACCGGCCCCACCUCGGACACGGGCUGGGGCUGCAUGCUCCGCUGUGGACAGAUGAUCUUCGCCCAGGCCCUGCUGUGCCAGCACUUAGGCCGAGAUUGGAGGUGGACACAGCGGAAGAGGCAGCCAGACAGCUACUUCCACGUCCUCAACGCCUUCAUCGACAGGAAGGACAGUUACUACUCUAUCCACCAGAUAGCACAAAUGGGAGUUGGCGAGGGCAAGUCUAUCGGCCAGUGGUACGGGCCCAACACAGUCGCCCAGGUUCUCAAGAAACUUGCUGUCUUCGACACGUGGAGCGCUCUGGCUGUCCACAUAGCAAUGGACAACACGGUGGUGAUGGAGGACAUCAGAAGGUUGUGCAGGAGCAGCCUUCCAUGUGCCGAGGCCAGUGCGUUUCCUGCAGAGUCUGAAGGGCACUGUAACGGACUCCCUGCGGGAGCCGAGGUCACCAGCAGGCCAUCACUGUGGAGACCCCUGGUGCUUCUCAUCCCCCUGCGCCUGGGACUCACGGACAUCAACGAGGCCUAUGUGGAAACGCUGAAGGGCUGUUUCAUGAUGCCUCAGUCCCUGGGAGUGAUUGGAGGGAAGCCCAACAGUGCCCACUACUUCAUCGGCUAUGUGGGGGAGGAGCUUAUCUACCUGGAUCCCCAUACCACGCAGCCAGCAGUGGAAUUUACUGACAGCUGCUUGAUCCCAGAUGAAAGCUUCCACUGCCAGCACCCCCCGAGCAGAAUGAGCAUCGGAGAGCUCGACCCAUCCAUCGCUGUGGGUUUUUUCUGUAAGACUGAGGACGACUUUAAUGACUGGUGCCAGCAAGUAAAAAAGCUGUCACUGCUUGGAGGCGCCCUGCCCAUGUUUGAGCUGGUGGAGCAGCAGCCUUCCCACCUGGCCUGCCCCGACGUCCUGAACCUGUCCUUAGAUUCUUCUGAUGUAGAACGACUGGAAAGAUUCUUUGACUCAGAAGAUGAGGACUUUGAAAUCUUGUCCCUUUGAAAAUCCUAGUCAGGGACAUCUCGACUGGCCCUUGCUGGGGGUGCCUCCGAGAGCCUCGCCCGGCCUCAGGGCACUUGGUGCCACUGCGUUUCAUCCAUCCUGCCCGCUGCCUGCCGCCGUGCCCCGACUGCCUCUACCCUCGAUGGGGACUGCACUGUGCUCAAGGCCUUGCUGCAGGAGUGGGACUGCUCGGCCCAGACACUUGCGGGCCACUGGGGAGAAGCAGACACUGUAGGGAGCUGCACAGCGGCGGGGCCAACUGUCCAUGCCACCUUCGUCCUGCUUCCUCCAGACUCAGUUCUGGGUUUUCUUUGGAAUUAAAGUCCUGUUUGAAGUUCCUCGACACAGACAUGCAUUUCUGUUGGGCCUGUUCUGAGUCCAAGAAGACUGGAGGCCGAGUGAGGAGCGGCCCGGGGACUGGGCCUGCGCGCCCUCUGCCUGCAGCCCUGCCCAUGGCUCCUCCAGGGCUGCCUAGUGGCGACAGGAAGGAGUGACUGCCUGGCAUCUCCUGGCUUUGGGAGAUAAAUAGCAGAGGGGUGGAGCAAACCAGAGACCACUGUGCUUGUGACUUGCCAGGACAGAGCUGCAGGUAGCGCCUGAGUGGGUUCACCUUCCUCACCUCCUGGUGCCGGCAUUUUGAGAUCCCACUUGCUGCUGCUUGCUUGUCACGCUGGCUUCCCCUGGGUGCACAGUGGGUGGGGAGCUGCCCUGGCCUGUGACCCUCAGGCCCAUGUAGGACGUCAGGGGCAUGGCAAGCCUGGUGGGCAGAGGCUGCAGAACUGCCCUCCCGUCACCAAAGCUUCAGGUGGUUUGGGGCCAGAGGGUGAAACCCUGUUUGUGGUGCAAGACAGGCGCCCCAUCGCUCAUCACGUUACUCGGAGACAUUUCCAGAUCCUUCUCAGCACUGACGGCAGCACCUGCAGCUCUGAACCCUGGUUGGGCCCAGAGAGCAUGGCUCCCACCCUGAAGAGUGGCCUCCGCGGGACCUGUGAACAGGAGCCUGGAGAACUCAGGGAGGUGGCCGCCGCCUUCCCGGGGCCUGCCUUGCGGAGCCCCUUCCCUCCCUCGGUGACUGCAUUUGUGGGGACAGCGGGUGGGGGCCCAUCUGAUAGCAGAGGACAUCCUAGCCCCUGAGUGUUGCCGAUGUAAGUUAAUUUGUUCUUUUCCUAUCUCUCCCUCCUUCCCCAGGGAAGGAGGAAGGCUGGGCGGUCUCCAUUCCUCCCGCUGCAUCUUGGAAAUGCGCUGCCCUGCCUGCUGGGCCAGGUCUCGCUGCAGCCCCCGCAGUGGUUUGAAUGGUGGAAGCGGGUGGCGACUUGACCAAAGGGGCACCCUGUCUAGUGAUUUGAAAAGCCUCACCAAGAGAGUGUUGUCCAUUCUUAGUCUAGUUUGCAGUUCUUCAUGGCAAAUAACAGUUUCAGUAGAAAACAAAA
Messenger RNA from Miniopterus natalensis, 2966 nucleotides. Lineage: Eukaryota; Metazoa; Chordata; Mammalia; Chiroptera; Miniopteridae. The record is from RefSeq and is a predicted model, not a curated record.